AUGUAUUCUUUUUUGUCAAUAUGUAUAUUCGCAUUGUUGUUUCAAGUGCAGGGCUCAUGGGCAAGAGACGCCCGGCCCGGUGAGUUCCCAUAUCAAGCUGACGUUGUUCAAACUCUACGUAACGGCGAGUAUCUGUAUCUCUGCGCAGGCGCAAUUUUAAACCAACGAUUUAUCAUCACAGUCGCUUUUCUCGUUGAACUAUAUCCCCAGUCUUCACUGAGAGUUUUAGCUGGUUCCAACGAUCUGAAUUCGCCGAGCAAUAUUUAUUACAAAGUCGACAGCAUACGAUCAUAUUAUCAGAACUCAUAUAACUUCACCAUAAUCUCACGAAAUAAUAUAGCAUUGGUUAGAAUUAAAACCAGGUUCACAUUCAACGCGAAAAUACAACCAAUUACCAUUUCAAAGCAAGAUAUUGUCGACGGUGAAACUUUAACUAUAAGUGCUCGGAGAAAUCCUUAUGAUCCAAACUAUGUUAGUCGUCUGCAAGUUUUGCUUGGUAAUGGAGUACAAGACAACGAUGACUGCGGUGCCCUAGCCAAAAGAGAUGUGGAUGAUGUAAAAGAGUUGUUCUGUUUGAGGCAGAACAGGAAAGAUAUUGGAAAUGAUAACCUUCCACCUUUCAGUUACCAAGGAGGACCAAUUGUUGGAGCUAAUAAACAACUAAAAGGCAUAUUGCUUGUUUCCUUAAACAGCAUUCCAGAUGGUAAAGUUGUGGGAAUCGGAUUGCGCGCAUAUCUUUAUAGGCAGUUUAUUUAUGAGACCAUCAAUUAA
This is a messenger RNA of Pieris macdunnoughi, 771 nucleotides long. The record is from the annotation of a GenBank genome assembly. NCBI's taxonomy places the organism in Eukaryota, Metazoa, Arthropoda, Insecta, Lepidoptera, Pieridae.